AUGAAGUCCAACCAUCAGGAUCAUCAAGAUUCAAAGACCUCCAGUACUGAUGAAGAGGCUGAUCAUCAACCGCAUGCGAACGAUGACAUGGGCACAGGGCGGUCGUACGAGUGUGUAUUUUGCAAGAGAGGUUUCACAACGGCGCAGGCCUUGGGAGGACACAUGAAUAUUCACCGGAAAGAGAGAGCCAAGACCAGACCUAGUUCAAUUCCUACAAGUUUGGCUUCGUCGAUUAGCACGGCAGUAGAAGAUCAGAAUCAUCCGAGGGCAGCAUUAUACCGUGCAAUUCAAAGCUACCGGCCAGGGGUGUUAAGGCCCCCACAUGCAAAUCAUAUUAGUGAUGAGGACUUGUGUGCAAGAAAUUAUAUUCCCAGGCACCGGAAUCUGCUAAGAGAUGAUCAUCGGGAUUGGAGAUCAGGGAGUAGUUUGAGCUUGGGAAUGGGCCAGCCAUCGGAUGAUUACAAGGAGAGAGUGAUUAAUGGUGGCCUUGAAGAAACGGACGAUGAAUUGGAUUUGGAGCUUCGACUUGGUCAUGAUCCCUAA
This is a messenger RNA of Malus domestica (apple), 543 nucleotides long. RefSeq names its product probable transcriptional regulator RABBIT EARS. The record is from RefSeq and is marked provisional. NCBI's taxonomy places the organism in Eukaryota, Viridiplantae, Streptophyta, Magnoliopsida, Rosales, Rosaceae.